CGCUUCCCUCCCUCUCGAUGGAUCCGUCCUACGUCCCGAGGAGCUGGAGUCACUCGCUCACUUUUCCAUCAGGAGACUUUGGGACGCUUGAACGGGAUCAGCGGCGGUCGACGAACACCUUUCGACUGAGCGGGAUGAAACGCGCUAUUCUUCUGCAAACGAACCAUCAGAAAGAGUUUCAUUCACUGCACACUUGAGACAAAACGCGCUUUGUUCGCACGCGCAGAACUCGCUUAUCGCUCGUGGAGAGGUCUGGAAGUUUAAACGCACUGAUUCCCGAAUCCAGCUGCAUCCCAGGAAGGAUGUACACACUGAGGAUUACAGCCAGAACUCCUCUAUUGCUGCUGUCCAUCCUCCUCACAGCGUUCACACACGCAGUGGCUGACGUGAACCUGUCGCAGUCUGGAGAGAUCGAGGCUGUAGCUGAGGCCCAGAGUGGAGGACUGCCAACAGCUGAAGGUUAUUUCCUGGAGUUUGUGGAGCCGCCAAACAAUAUAACUAUAGUGCAGGGCCAGACGGCCACUUUACACUGCAAAGUGGCAGGCCACCCGCGGCCCAGCAUCCGCUGGCUUAAGAACGACGCCCCGGUGGUGCAGGAGCAGGGCCGAGUCUCCAUCCGCAAGACAGAGGCUGGAUCCAAGCUCCGCAUUCAAGACCUGGACACCACCGACACCGGAUACUACCAGUGUGUGGCUUCAAACUCCAUCAAGGUCAUUGCGGCUACUGGAGUGCUCUAUGUGCGACUGGGGAGUGGAGGACAGUCCCCGGCCCAUGGAGGAGAAGACUCAACGCACGAGAAGGGCUUCUGCCAGCCGUACCGUGGCAUCGCGUGCGCUCGCUUCAUAGGGAACAGGAGUAUCUACGUGGAGUCUCUGCAGAUGCAGGGAGAAAGUGAAAACCGCAUCACUGCGGCCUUCACGAUGAUCGGCACCUCGACCCAGUUAUCAGACCAGUGCUCUGAAUUUGCCAUCCCGUCCUUCUGCUAUUACGUCUUCCCGUUGUGCGAGGAGGGCACCAGAGGUCCAUGGCGGCGCCAGCUCUGCCGCGAAGAGUGCGAGGCUCUGGAGAACGACUUGUGCAAUGCAGAGUACACCAUCACACGCUCCAACCCUCUCAUCCUCAUGCAACUCGAGCUGCCCGCGUGCAACCUGCUUCCCCACCCCGGCUCGCCAGAAGCUGCCAGCUGCAUUCGCAUCGGCCUGCCACCGCAGUAUUCACCCCCAAAUCACAGCUGUUACAACGGAAGUGGCGCCAACUACAAAGGCACGGUCAGUGUCACAAAAUCAGGCUACCAGUGUCAGCCGUGGAGCGCACAGUAUCCACACAGUCAUCAUCUGACGCCUGUUGAGUACCCUGAGCUCAGAGGUGGCCACAAUUUCUGCAGGAACCCCGGAGGGCAAAUGGAGAGCCCUUGGUGUUUCACUUUGGACCCUAAUGUUAGAGUGGACGUCUGUGACAUUCAGCCCUGCAAGCCUCCGGAGAAAAUGAAAAAGGAGAUACUGUACAUCUUAAUCCCCAGUAUAGCCACCCCUCUUGUUAUUGCCUGCUUAUUCUUCUUGAUCUGCAUGUGCCGCAACAAACAGAAGGAGUCUGCUGAUGACACCCCCACUCGCCGCCAACUAACUGCCUCACCGAGUCUAGAAAUGGAGCUGCCUCUACUUAACCAGCACAAGCAUCAGGCAAAGCUACGAGAACUCAACCUGUCUGCAGUUCGGUUCAUGGAAGAGCUUGGAGAGGACCGUUUCGGAAAAGUCUACAAAGGUCACCUCUACGGUACGGCUCCAGGUGAACAGACCCAGGUGGUGGCUAUAAAGACGGUCAAAGACAAGGACGAGGGUCCUCUACGGGAAGAAUUUCGCCAUGAGGCCAUGCUCCGGUCCCGCCUACAGCACCCCAACAUCGUCUGCCUUUUGGGCGUGAUAACUAAAGAACAGCCCAUGAGCAUGAUCUUCAGCUAUUCGGGCCACGGUGACCUCCACGAGUUCCUGGUCAUGCGAUCCCCUCACUCGGACGUCGGCAGCUCUGAUGACGACAAAACGGUCAAAUCCACUCUGGAACAGGCAGACUUCCUACACAUCGUCACACAGAUAGCAGCCGGAAUGGAGUAUCUUUCCAGCCACCACGUGGUACACAAGGAUCUAGCUGCCCGUAACAUUCUAGUUUGCGAUAAACUCAACGUGAAGAUCCUGGACCUUGGGUUGUUCAGAGAGGUCUACUCAGCCGACUACUACAAGCUAAUGGGAGCCAGUCCCUUCCCAAUCCGUUGGAUGUCCCCAGAAGCCAUAUUGUACGGCAAGUUCUCCACCGAUUCAGACAUCUGGUCCUACGGCGUGGUGCUAUGGGAGAUAUUCAGCUAUGGCCUCCAGCCGUACUGCGGCUAUUCCAACCAGGAUGUGAUUGAGAUGGUUCGCAACAGACAAGUCCUUUCCUGCCCAGAUGACUGUCCAGCCUGGAUUUACACACUGAUGCUAGAGUGCUGGAAUGAGUUCCCCGCAAGAAGGCCAAGAUUCAAAGACAUUCAUGCCCGGUUGCGCACCUGGGAGAGCUUGUCCAACUACAACAGCUCGGCGCAGACCUCAGGAGCGAGCAACACCACUCAAACCAGCUCCCUCAGCACGAGCCCCGUCAGUAACAUCAGCAAUGCCCGCUACAUUAGUCCCAAAAAGUCUUCCCCGUUUCCCCAGCCUCAGUUUGUGUCCAUGAAGGGCCAGAUGCGCCCAAUGGUGCCGCCCCAGCUCUACAUCCCAGUCAACGGCUACCAGCCAAUGCCGGCUUAUCCGUACAUGCAGAACUUCUACCCCAUGCAGAUCCCAAUGCAGAUGCCUCCACAGCAGCUGCACCCACAGUUGGUCGCCAAGGCUGGAUCGCACCACAGCGGCAGCGGCUCCACCAGCACCGGCUAUGUGACCACGGCACCCUCCAACGGAUCUGGCACGGAGAAGGCGGCCCUUAUGAAUGAAGACCUGAAGACGACGGAUGAGGAUUUCGCUGACGGAGCCUCUCAAAGUGGCCUGCACAAUGAGGACCUAUCUGUUCCUGAGACAGAGCUCCUGGGGGACAGUGACAGCCCGCGGACCAAGGGCAAUGAAAUCAACUUGAAAGCGUAGAUGAUCUUUUUAAAUUGGUUAGAUGAGAAGAAUCAUUUUCUGAAGUUUUUCUCAGUUGUACAGGUUUAAAAAGUGAAGGGAAACCAGUGAGUGACACAUGGACGUAGUGUUAUUUAUGGGUCUUUUGUUUUAUCAGCAGCCACUGAUGGAUGAACGCAUCAUGCUGUUGGAGAUAUUUUUAUAAGUAAUGUCAGCUUCACCCAUGAGCUGCAAUUUUUGUAGUCUAUGAUGAAGAAUCGAGCUUUCAGCCCUUCUGCUUUGGGGUCGGUAGCAGAUGAUCUUGUUGGUUUGGUUGUUUUAAUCAAAUUGUUGCAAAGCUAUUCAGAAGAAUGCAUGUUCUUACUGUUGCUGUGCAACAUGAAACAUCAUUUCAAGCAUGUUGUGGGUACCAUUCAUUAAUGUAACCUCUUCUCAGUUGGUGGUGUCAUUGAGAACAAGUCAUUAAUCGAGCCUUUUGGCUCCACAGGUUUAAAUGUAUUUCUUGCUUGAGGGCUUUGGUAAAUGAUAGCAUGAUGAAACCUCAUCAUGGAUCACGAUAUUGGACUAUAAACGAUGUGGAUGUGCAGAGACAUGGAUGCUGACCCCAAGACAUUUGUGUCCUUUUUUUUAGAAGUUGCUUUUAUAAAACUCCUGUUGAUUUUCUGUUGUAAAGGUUUGUAAUUUAUGCCAUUGAUUCUCUUGAAGAUUUGUAACUGGUUUGUAAUGUUCUUUGUCUUAUUUUGUUUAGCCUGUAGUAUUACUUUAAAGUCAUACCAACCGGAAACUUGCUUUCUACCCAGAUGUUAUUAACAAACAUUAACCAUAUAUUUUGUUCAUCCAGGCACGUGGAGAAUCCAAUAAAGUAAUACAUAAUAUGAUAUUACUUGUGGGGUUUCCUCAACUUGUAUUCAGUCAAAGCUACAAUCUAGACAUUGGAAAAGCAUUUUGCUAUGAUAUUGUAAUUAAAAUAGCACAAUCGUGUAUUUUAUAUGACUCGUUAUAUGUACUUCGUGAAAGAUUAAGUAACUGAGUGAGUGGUGUGUGCUGGUUCAUGUUAACCAAUGACUGUAAAGUAGGUGUUCUUAUUUCCCAAGAAAGGCGGGACCAAAGUAAUAACCGAUAUAUUCUCCACUUUUGGCAGACAAACUGCAAAUAAUUUACACUUGCAUACAGAACUGAUACUUCUGCAGUAAUACACGUUUGCCUGCUGAGAUGUCAACAGGUGCUUGUUGCUCCACGCAGGAUGAACUGGCUCGCAUCAGCAGUUUACGGAAUGCCUACCAGUUUCACGCGGCGCCCAGCAUCCGUGCAAACAGUGGGACGCGACGGAAAAGACAGUUUACGCCUGAUGAGCAGAAAGACGGUAAUUACUGGCUCAAACGAACUCGUAAUAACGAAGCUGCGAAGAGGUCUCGCCAGCGCAAGAGGAUGGAGGGACAUCUUCUGGAGUCGCGCGCCGUCGAGCUUCAACGAGAGAAUGACAAAUUAAAGGCUGCGCUCUCUGCAGUCCAUCAUCACAGCACGGCUCAAAGUAACCCGAUGCAUGCUGCUUCUGGGUUCCCUCUUGGGCUGCCAAAUGGCUGUUAUCCGCGCAGUUUUGCCGUUCC
Messenger RNA from Sinocyclocheilus rhinocerous, 4693 nucleotides. It is a transcript of the gene ror2, whose product is annotated as receptor tyrosine kinase-like orphan receptor 2. Gene Ontology annotation, biological process: multicellular organism development; protein phosphorylation; cell surface receptor protein tyrosine kinase signaling pathway. The transcript is spliced from 9 exons. Bases 303 to 3107 code for a protein of 934 amino acids. Gene Ontology annotation, molecular function: transmembrane receptor protein tyrosine kinase activity; ATP binding; Wnt-protein binding. Gene Ontology annotation, cellular component: signaling receptor complex; plasma membrane. The record is from RefSeq and is a predicted model, not a curated record. NCBI's taxonomy places the organism in Eukaryota, Metazoa, Chordata, Actinopteri, Cypriniformes, Cyprinidae.